Cyclocybe aegerita is the source of this 555-nucleotide messenger RNA. The record is from the annotation of a GenBank genome assembly. Lineage: Eukaryota; Fungi; Basidiomycota; Agaricomycetes; Agaricales; Hemipholiotaceae.
AUGUCUGGCGUUCAGAACCUUGUAAUCUCACUCGUUGCCAUGCAAGCCGCUCGUCGGAUACCCUUCGACGACCCGGACACACUGAACUUGGUUCGAGCCGGAUACGUGGCUUCGCAAGUCAUCAUCCUAGCCGUGUACUACUAUGUCUCGAUGACUAUCAAAAAGAAGAACGACCAGACGGUGCUCAAAUAUGUGGAGCCGCCAGCGGCUAUGACACAAGAACCGGGGCAACUAGUGACGACGACCAUACGGGACUACGACCUCUCCGAGACAUCCAAGCUCCUCCGUUCAGCGUAUAUGGGCAUCGCCAUGAUGGCCGUCAUGCACAUCUACUUCAAGUUCACCCAGCCGCUCUUCAUCCAGGCCCUCAUGGGCGUCAAGAACCUCUACGAUGCCAAGCCCGUCGCUAUCCACCUCUUCAACAAGCCCGCCACCGGAGACCUCAAGCGCCCUUUUAAAACGGGUGGGAUGUUCGGCAUGGCCGCUCCAGGACCUCAAACGGACGCUGCAGCGAUCGCAGAGGCCGAGAAGCGUGUUGGAAAGAAGGAAGAGUAA